Paramecium octaurelia is the source of this 1002-nucleotide messenger RNA. The record is from the annotation of a GenBank genome assembly. Lineage: Eukaryota; Ciliophora; Oligohymenophorea; Peniculida; Parameciidae.
AUGAUUAAUCAUUAAUCAGAAUCUGACCAAGUGAAGACGAAAUCGAUUUCAGAUCAUUCUUUAGUGAAAUCUCAUACCCAAUCAAUUAAAGAUAUAGAUUUAUCGGUUUAUAGAUGGGCAAUUUUACUUUUGUACUACUUAGUUGUAUUGGUAAACGGCGUACCCUAUGAAAUUUGUGUGCCCAUAAGUUCAUUUACUGCCAAUAUAUACAAUGUAACAUUGGCUUUAGUUGCAACUGCCUCAACUGUAUUUAUGGUUAUGCAUCCAAUAUUGUCAUUUGUAGCUGCAUAAAGUAUACAAGAGUAAUCUAGUUAGCAAUAUCAAAUUAUGGAUGGGCGUCAGCAACUAAUUUAGGGGUUAUUCUGACGAUUGCAGGGUGUGCUAUUAAACUAUUGAUAAACCAAGCAGGGUACAUAAUAUAGAUGCUAUAUCUAGAUUUAUAGUUUUAAUAAUUGGUUAAGUACUGUGUGGAAUAGGAAGACCUUUUAUUUUAAAUUCCCAGGCAUCAAUGGCCAUGAGUUGGUUUCAUCCUAAGACUAGAAUCAUGAUCAUAACACUACUUAAUGUGGUUAAUACUUUGUCAUUGGUGGUUUCUGCUCAAUUGCCAGGAAUCAUCUUCAAGGGAUAUAAUUUAUAAGAUGAUACAGACUAUGAGAAUGGGAGAAGCAGAAUGCAAAGUUUAUGUUUACUUGAAUUUUACAUCAGUUUGGCCAUCCUCCCAAGUCUAUUGAUGUUGAGGAGCCGACCAAAGGAAGUUCCAGUGAAAAUAAACAAAAUCGAAAGAAAAAGAGGGAUGUUAAAAAUAAUGCUGAGACUGUUUAAGAAUAGGAACUUUGUUUUACUGUUCAUACCAUUUAGUCUAUACUUUGGGAUAUUAAAGGCUUAUUUGGUGAUUAUGGAACUCUUGAUGGCUCCCUACAAAUACAAGACCGAUUAAGUUGCUGGUGUUGGUAUAAGAGUAAUUAAUAUAACAAGUUUCAUUUCCAUUAAUUGGUGGGUUGA